AUGGUACAAAGAGCUACCACCGCAAUUGUUAUCCUUUCGUCACUGAUCGCAUACAUUUCAAUCAAUAGCCUGGUCCGGAUUGUAAACCCCUCGGCUUUUAUCUGGUCUGCCGAAGAUAAAGACGAGGCCCGCUGGAUUGCUUCCUCGCAUUCGUGGUUUGAUCGGAAAGCCUGUCGGUGGCUAGGUCUCUGUGGUACGGCGCAUUACCGCGCGGCCCGCCCCCGUUUCGGCCAGCAUAAGCUUGUCUCGGAGACACUUUCACCAGGGGAGUCUAAUUCUACUUCCUGGAGGGCGUUUUGGUCGAACGGGGGCAACCUUUCGGACACCACGUGGGACGAAUCCGAAAGGUCUCGUCGAGAAAUUCCAGACUACAUUUUCCGGUAUGCGCCUCUCGUCCACUUGUUUUCAGGCGAACAGUUCUGGCCUGGUGAUAUCGCUGAGCACCUCUAUCACACAACCCCAACGCUGAAUUAUACACCCAUCCGGUCACAACAAGACCAUCCAACCCUGCAGGAUCUUAACCAACUGAAUCAAUUUCAAGGAGGGCGCUACAUAUUUCUAACGAGUAAUGACGACGUUGAAGAUCGCCCGUCCUGGAUGGAGGGAGAGAAAAACAUACCCGAGCCUCCUGAGGAUGGAGAGGUGGCACAGUCCUGGGCCGAUUGGGAUGGUCGAAUUGAUGGGAAUAUCCCGGGCGACACCCCGGAAGAGAGAGCUAAGUGGUACGAUGCAAGCCAACCUGUGCAAGACAGAGAAGGCAAUAUGACUCCGGAUGAGCUCGGCUAUCCAAAUCUAGAAGACGAGCGGAUUCGGGACGAACUUCGGAAACGGUAUGGUGGGGAGCCCAUCCGUACGGAAGGUACUAGGGGCCAUAGCAAUGCGCCAGCUGUACUGAUCGUAAUGGACAAGGGCAACGGCGUUGUUGACGCUUUUUGGUUCUAUUUCUACAGCUUCAACCUGGGGAACGUAGUUCUGAAUGUGCGAUUUGGGAACCAUGUCGGCGAUUGGGAACACUGUCUCGUGCGAUUCCACCAUGGUAAGCCCAAAGCACUCUUCUUUAGUGCCCAUAGCGCGGGCGAAGCAUAUAGUUACGAAGCCGUCGAAAAGAAUGGGGAACGACCGGUCAUCUACUCAGCGCUGGGAACCCAUGCCAUGUACGCGACUCCCGGCAUCCACGACUAUAUUCUGCCAUGGGGCCUCCUUCAUGAUCAGACGGACCGCGGCCCGCUGUGGGAUCCUCUCUUAAACUCCCAUUCAUAUACCUACGAUUAUGACAACGAUACUUUGCUUGCAUCUACUUUCAGCCCGGAUUCACCCACAGAAUGGUUCUACUACAAUGGCCAUUGGGGUGACAAGUUCUAUCCUUUGGGAGAUCAUCGACAAUACCGAUUCGCAGGCCAAUAUCAUUAUGUGAACGGUCCCCUUGGUCCUCGAUUCAAACAUCUAGAUCGCCGCAAAGUGUGUCAAGGGCCUGAUGAGGGAACUUGUGUGAUCAAAAACUAUAUUGGGGAACAAACAAGGGCCAAGCGAUGGCUUAGUACCGAUCCAGGGAGCCACCGGUGA
Aspergillus oryzae RIB40 is the source of this 1563-nucleotide messenger RNA. RefSeq lists its product as uncharacterized. The coding region runs from base 1 to 1563 and encodes 520 amino acids. NCBI's taxonomy places the organism in Eukaryota, Fungi, Ascomycota, Eurotiomycetes, Eurotiales, Aspergillaceae. The transcript has 2 exons. The record is from RefSeq and is a predicted model, not a curated record.